Molecule: messenger RNA, 2331 nt
Organism: Funneliformis mosseae
Lineage: Eukaryota; Fungi; Glomeromycota; Glomeromycetes; Glomerales; Glomeraceae
Source: the annotation of a GenBank genome assembly
AUGCAAUUUAAUCGAUAUAUUCAUUCAACCACGCGUUUACUUGAAAGACGUCGUUUUCUUCCAAGGACGAAAAUUUCAAUAAAUCUUUUAUCUCGUCGGUUUACUCAUUCUGAUUCUAAACCUGACGAAAACGUGCGAUUAAUUUUUGAUGAUUCGGAUACUUGGAAUAAUUACACUUCCCGUUCAAAGACCAUAGCAGCGUUAGAAUAUGGCACCUCCUUAGCAACAAGAAAACUUACCGGUUUAUUUCGUAACCCUGAUUUAGCAACGCCACAAGGAUUUCAUAUAGAAGCUGAAAAGGCGUUAAGACGAGUAAAAUUAUUGGUCCAUCGGAUCACCAAGGCAAAUACUGAAGGAGAAUUAAGAAAAGUGGUAAAGAAUCUGGAUAGACUUUCCGAUGCGCUCUGCUCAGUUAUUGAUAUGGCCGAGUUUGUGAGAACAUCCCAUCCCGAUCCAAAGUUUGCACAAGCUGCCAAUUGGGCUUACGAAUACCUUUGUUCUUAUAUGAAUUCUCUAAAUACAAAUACCGAAUUAUAUAAGGUUCUGAAGAAAGUACUUUCAACGCCUAGUAUUGUCUCUCAAUUCUCUUCGGAAGAACUACAAGUAGCAAACAUAUUUUUACGCGAUUUUGAGAAAUCUGGUAUCUACCUUUCUUCUUCAGAUCGUGAGCAGUUUGUACAAUUGUCAGAUAGAAUUAUUGCACUUGGUCGUCAAUUCACACAAAAUUUACCUCAGAAAUGCAUAAACCACAUCGAUGUCGACGUUUCACUCCUUGAGGGAUUACAUCCUAGUCUCGGUAAAGACGCAAAAGAAAGUACUGCCACCUUAUCGACUAGAGCAUGGGAGGCACAGAUGGUUUUAAAAUUUGUAAAAGAUGAAAAGGUUAGAAAAGAGAUGUACAUUGCGGCUAAUUCCGCGACGCCAGAACAACUUGUUUUGUUGGAAGAUUUAUUAGAAACGAGAGCCAUGCUAGCAAAAUUAAUUGGAAUGGAGAGCUAUAGCCAUAUAUUUCUAAUUGAUAAAAUGGUAAAAAAUGCAGAAAAUGUACAGACAUUCCUGCGAACUCUCGCUGAUCAUCAUAGACCAAAAGCUCUUGCUGAUCUUCAACUACUCCAAGAAGCGAAACGAAUACAUACUAGAAGCGAAACUUUACCAACUGUUUAUGCGUGGGAUCGCGAUUUCUAUACAGAAAAAAUAUCCACACAGCCUGUUACAUCAAUAUCACCAUAUUUCUCUGUUGGUUCAGUGAUUCAAGGUUUAUCUAGAUUAUUCUCACGAUUAUAUGGUAUCUCGUUUGAACCUGCAGAUAUAAUUCCCGGAGAAGUAUGGCAUGAGGAUGUACGUAAGCUUGAUGUCAUCGAUGAACAAGAAGGAAAGAUAGGCAUUAUAUAUUGCGAUUUAUUUAACCGUACCGGCAAAUUUCAAAAUGCGGCACAUUAUACGGUGAAAUGUUCAAGACGUGUCGAUGACGAUGAUGGAGUUGGAGAUAUACCAUCAGGUAUCGAUCUAACAGAAAUGGGAGAAUUAUUAAAGUCUGACCAUGGCGUAAGGAUUAAAGGCAAGACAGGAAGAUAUCAAUUGCCUGUUAUAGUCCUUACUUGCGACUUUGCAAAGCCAAAAGGAAGAAACAAACCGAGUUUACUAAAUUGGGUUGAAGUUGAAACAUUAUUUCAUGAAAUGGGACAUGCAAUGCAUUCUAUGAUUGGUCGGACGGAUUUUCACAACGUGUCUGGAACGAGAUGUCCAACGGAUUUCGUUGAACUACCAUCAAUUUUGAUGGAAUAUUUCGUUUAUUCUCCAAAAGUUCUUUCACUUUUUGCAAAGCAUCACGAGACACGUGAAGCAAUACCAUUAGACCUUAUUAAAUCUCAUGUCAAGGCCAGAUUACAAUUCUCAGCAAUGGAAACUCAAUCGCAAAUACUUAUGGCAUUACUUGAUCAAUUAUAUCAUUCAAAACUUGCAACAAAGUCAGAGUCCUCUAAUUCAUAUGAUACAACAGCAAUUUUAUACAAAUUACAAGAUACUGUUGGAUUAUUUCCUUCAGUAUCAGGUACAGCAUGGCAAGUACAGUUUGGACAUUUAUUUGGAUAUGGCGCAGGUUAUUACAGUUAUCUCAUCGGUAGAGUCUUGGCAGGUAAAAUUUGGAAAGAAAUUUUUGAAAAAGAUCCGUUAAAUAGAGAGGCCGGUCAACUAUUUCGUGAAGAAGUUUUAAAAUGGGGAGGAUCAAGAGAUCCUUGGUUAUGUGUCGGCAAAGCAUUAAGGGAUGAUAGAAUAAUCGCUGGUGAUAGUAAAGCAGUUUCAAUUGUUGGUGAAUGGGUUGAUUUUCUAUAA